CCACACGUCUUGUUUGAAUCCACCUUUCCGUCUGUUUUUGUGUCUACUGUUUGGAUCGUGGAUUUCUCGUUAUUGGGGCAUCUGUCUCCUCAUAGCCUCAUGUUUCCGAGCAGACCACCUGUAAGUUUUGCUAAACAGUAUAUUUGCUUUCCAUUUGUAUCCCUGCUUUACACAUAUUAUUUCAGGGGCCUUCUGGGCCAGGGGGUUCAUGCAAGUUUACUGUAGUAGAAACUUGUGAUAGAAUAAAAGAAGAGUUCACUUGUAUACAACAACAAAACCACUCGCUGCAGCUGGAAAGAGAAAAGCUCCUUAGUGAGCGAUCAGAUAUGCAACGAAUUUGUGUAAUGUAUUAUGAGAUGGCUAAUGGUUUAAACCUAGAAAUGCACAGACAGAUGGAAAUCUCUAAAAGAUUGAGCGCUAUUUUGACGCAAGUAUUACCAUUCUUGUCACAAGAGCACCAAUCUCAAGUUCUGUCAGCCAUUGAAAGAGCUAAACAAGUGACAAUGCAAGAGUUAAACUCAGUCUUAGCAGCACAAAUCGAAGAUGUAAAAUCCUCGAAGUUCUUCAACGGAAACAACACAGGGCUCCCAUUAGAACAGUUCGAGGCGUACAAGCAGCUAUCCGUCAUUGGGGGUGCUAACUCAGGUGUUUCUGGAUUACACGCCAAUAAUCUGACUUCUAACCAUUCUACUGGGGGUGCAUCGUCCAGUACUCCUGGAUCACUUCAGCCAGGGUCUGCUAACUCUCAGACAUCCAAUCUGCUUCCCUCUCUUUCUCCAUCUGGCAACCCAUCAGUUUCGGCCGCACUGUUGAAUGGUUUGAUGUCAGCAGCCGGUGCAGCAUCUGUUGGGUCGGGAGCUCUCAUGCUACAGUCUUCUGGUUCAAGGAUAUCUCCUUUGGGACGUGAAGCCGAAAAGUUAAUGAGUAAUGAAGAUAAACAGCGUGCAGCUGCCGCUGCGGCUGCAGCGGCAGGUAGUUUUUUGUUAUCGAACCGUUCAUCUGGUAAUGGUCCUUGUUUAGUCCCUCCACCGCCAAAUCCAAUCACUGGUUUGCUGGGUGGUUGUGGCGAGUUUCCUGGCUUUCCAGGUGCCUUCCCACUUAGUGCGGGCCUAGGGGGUGGUGAUAUCGGGAGAUCCCCAUCAUCUCUCCCAUCAAUCUCUCAGCAGCCAUGUCGAAGUUCAUCUACAGAUGAUUCUGGGGGACCUGGAGGUCGAUCAAACAACCCAAGUAAUAUGCAACUAGGACCUCAUUUUUCCGGCCUUCCUUCAAGUUUAUCUGCACUGACCAAUCCCCUAUUGCUUCCUCCGCCGAUGACUCCUACACCUGGCGGUAAUCUGGGUCUCAGCAGUUCAACCCCAACGGGUGGUUCGGUUAUGGAUGAAAAAAGACGUAAACUUAACGAACCUAAGGAUGGUGGUCACGAAAAUGGCAAUUGGAAAAUGAAUGACGAUAUGCGCACUAUCCAAGAGAGAGGUUCAAAUGUCGGGGGUACGGGUCGCCGAAGUGGGAGCGGUCGUCAGCCUCUCAACCUUAGUCCACAGCUUAGUUCCGGUCACAACACGACUUAUCCAACUACUUCAAGUGCUCCUGCGGUCGGCACUGCUAACUCGAAUUCUGGGCGUCCGUCUCAGGCAUCUGACGCCCCAGCUUCAACCCGGUGGAAGCAUUCAUCUAAAAAUGUUCAAUCGGGUCCCGGUGCUUAUUCAUUCAUAGUGUUACCUAAUGGUCAAACUCGACCGUGUGCAUUGGCGUCUGCUCCCGGGGCAACUACUGCUCAGGGAUUACCUCGUCGACUUCAACACCUUGCUAGUUUACCUCAUGGUGACGUUGUUUGUGCUGUCACUCUAGGCCCAUGUCCGGUAGGACGUGCUUCUUCGUUUGCUUCAGCUGAUGCCUGUCUUGGGUCUCGUAAUGCUGGGAGUGAUACGGAUAGUGUUACAGUCGGUUCUCCAGGUUCAAAUCACACCACUUCUAUUCCUGCUCAUUUUGCUUAUACUGGUGCUCGAGGCAGCGUCAAAUUAUGGGAUCUUGCAUCAAUUAGUGCUAACUCUGGAAAUGCUUCACUUACUAGUAGGGAUAUUACUCCUCUUGCUACUUUUGACUGUCUGUGCUACGACAGCUAUGUUAGAUCUAUCAAACUUUUCCCGGAUGUUUCUGGUCUUAUAGUUGGGGGUGAAUCUAACGCGCUUACUGUUUGGGAUUUAAAUGGUCCAGGACGACGCAAAGCUGAAUUGACGUUUGAAGCGCCUGCUUGCUAUGCACUUGCACUCUCACUUGAUGGAAAACUGGCCUACAGUUGCUGCUCCGAUGGUCAAGUUGCUGUUUGGGACAUACAUAAUCAAAGUAUCGUUCACCAGUUUCAUGGUCACGUUGAUGGGACAUCCUGUGUUGAAAUUACUGGGGAUGGAAAUAGAUUAUGGACAGGUGGUUUAGAUCAUAAAGUUCGAUGCUGGGAUAUUCGUGGAAAUCCUUCACGAGAUGUUUAUCACAUUGAGUUCAAGUCGCAAGUUUUUUCACUUGGCUUGUCUUCACAUAUGACUCCAACUCGACGCCAAGCUGAAUCAGUUUCUCCGGUUUCUGUUGAUGGAGAGUCUACUUCUAGUGGUGGUGGUGGUGCUGGGGGAGGAGGUACUCGCGAUGCAGUUAGUCCUCAGUCGUUUGUCAGUGGAAGCAAUAAGUCUUUAUCAAACGAAAGUUGGUUAGCGGUUGGUUUGGAGUCAUCUGAAGUUGAAGUUCUAGCUAUAGGACCAGAUGGACCACCUGUUUCAGCAUUCCCUGUCAAUUAUAAUGUACCGCGUGAAGAAUCUGGGAGUGGAAGUGGAAAUCCUUCCCCCGUAUCUCAUUACACUGGUCCUAACCAACCUCAACAUUUUCGUCUUACGCAUCAUGAAAGUUGUGUGCUGGCUUUAAGGUUUGCACAUCAUGCAGACUGGUUCCUUACGACAGGUAAAGAUCAUCAGGUUAAUGCUUGGCGAACUCCGUAUGGUGCCUGUCUGCUGGAAACAAAAGAAGCUGCAUCAGUUCUUACAUGUGACAUAUCUUUGGAUGACAAAUUUGUGGUUACCGGUUCCGGAGAUAAACGUGCGAAUUUGUACGAGGUUAUCUUCACUUCUCAACGAUAAACCGAUAACAUUCCUUGGAUUUUUGUGUGUAGAAUGCAAUAAAUAUCUUGUAAUGAUGAUCUGAGAUCAUUCAUCUCGAUAAUGUCUUUUCUCAUCUGUUUAUGAUUGAUUGAUCUACGUACAUGAUUUGUCGUAUCCCAGCUAUCCGGUAUGAACUGUCAGUUAUUACUUGGUUUGUUUAUGCUUCUGUUCUUAUUUACAACGAUUACAGUUAUUGUCAGUACUAUUGUUAGUGUACUCAUUACUGCAACUGUUCCUUUUUUUCUUUUUGAAUUGUCUCAAUUGUGGAGAUCAUUGUCCACUUUUUAUAAUGUUGUCGGCGAUAAUGUUGAUGAUGGAUGAUCUAUGCGUUAAAUUUCCUAGAAUUGUAAUGCAUUAAAAAUUUUUCUCAUUUCUUCUUUAUACAAAAUACUUUUCGUUUUGUUUUUAUUCUCGUCAUUAAUGUAUUCUCUCAGUUAAUGUUUGCGUUAAUGUUGGCACUAUAUAUAAAAUCAUUAAUCAUACUCGUAGAAAUACUUGAAAAAGAUGAUUUCGAAUGCCAAUCAUCUCAUUCUUCAUCUCCAGUUCAUUUUAAUGAAUCGUUGCGCAUUUACCUCCAAAUAAUGUUAAUUUAACAUGAAUGAAUUUUUUUUUUACUUCCCAUUUGGUUUACCUGAGAGAGAAAAAACAAUACAAUACAAUGGAAUAUUUAUUUCAAAUCCUGUUGAUUGAUAAUAAUAGUACGUAUGUAAUUCAAAUGCAUUUAUACUGUUUGUUUCCCGCUUCUACUACUUACUACUAGUACUACUACUACUACUCAAUACUCAUCAAUUUUUUCUCUCCUAAUAAUUCCAAAAUUCUAUAUCUAUGUAUUUUGUUACAUCAUAAUAACAUCACAAUACUGUAUAUAUUAUAUAUAAAAUCACUCUUAAUCUUUUAUCACAUACUACAUCAUCUUCCCUUGUUUGUUUUUUUUAUUGCAUUAGUGCUCUUUUAACAAGACAACAUGAACAACAGCAACAACACUAACAACAAUACACAUUCUUGUUUCAAUUUGGUCUUAUUCCUUGAUUUUUUCUUUUCUUUUUCGUCUUCUUCUAAACACAAAUUUAAUUGUGUGUGUCUUCUAGUACGUGGUGUCGUAUUUACGAUAUAUAUAUAUAUAUAUAUAUAUAUAUAUAUAUAUGUACUCAUGUAUAUUUCAUUUGUUUGCUUUUUUGUUUCCCCUAAUGCAUUUAUAUAUACAUAAAAUUAAUUCUUUUCUUAUCAUUGUUGUCAACACCAACGACACCAGCGACAAUUAUUAAAAUAGUGGAAAAAUUUUCAUUUUAUUAACUAUUCUUCAUCAUACUUAAUUAUGCAUCAUUUUUCAGUCAAUGAUUUUUUAUUGUUUGCGUGUGUGUGUGUGUUUGUGUUGAUUUUUUCUUCUUUUCUUAUCUCAUGGUAUACUCAUAUUGGUCGAUUUAUAUGUCUACAAACAUUUUAACCAACAACAAGUCAAAUCCGGUCUCACUAUGAUGAAAGACAUAUCUCUCUCUAUCUCUCUCUCUCCUUAUAGUAUAACCACGUCAUUUUGUCCAAAGAAUUAACUUACAUUUGUCUUUAUAGUUCCUAUAAUUUUUUUCUCCUUAUAACCUUGCUAAUUAUCUCCAUAUUCUAUUCUAUCUAUCUAUACGUGAAUGUGAAUGUUACAAUAAUGUGACUGAAAUAGUCGUCAAUUUUUAUUAUGCUCAUAGAUUUCUUAAUGUGUCUAGGUAACAAUGAUAAUCUAUGUAUUCUUACAUUUAUUGAUCUGUAGAGGGUAAUCAGUAAAAUUAUUAUCGCUUCUUUGAGUAUAAGUCUGUUCUUUUUUCCUUAAUGUAUGCGUUGGAUCAGCCCCUAGAACUUUGAUCAUUUUCGUUGGGAGUCUUUUGUUGAUGUGACUAAUUUUCAUGAGUCUUGUUUGUCAUGUUUGCACAUAAAUGAGCCGGUUUAGUCAUAUUAACUAAAGAAAUCUUUUAUUUUGGUUUC
This is a messenger RNA of Schistosoma turkestanicum, 5111 nucleotides long. The record is from the annotation of a GenBank genome assembly. NCBI's taxonomy places the organism in Eukaryota, Metazoa, Platyhelminthes, Trematoda, Strigeidida, Schistosomatidae.